Messenger RNA from Rotaria sp. Silwood2, 3321 nucleotides. Lineage: Eukaryota; Metazoa; Rotifera; Eurotatoria; Philodinida; Philodinidae. The record is from the annotation of a GenBank genome assembly.
AUGGGCAGCUCAUUUAGCAAAGAUGGAGCGGUUACAAAGUUUGUUGAAAAGGUACCAGUGGCAGGUUAUGGUGUGUCAGCCGUUCAUGCAAUUGCUGGCAAUCAAGAACAUGCAAAACGAGCAGCUGCUAACGCCACCAAUGCUACAUUGACAACGGCUGGAGCGAUAGCUGGAGGAAUUGUGGGUGGGCCUGCUGGUGCGAUGGCCGGAGCUGCUGCUGGCAAUGCAGUCGGCAUUGGUUCUGAACACGGAAUUAGCAAACACAUCAAUGAUCCAGAAGUUCGAAAACAAGUUGGUGACGUGUCUGCCCAACGAUUUGUAACUGAUUUAGGAUUUUCAGCAAUUGGAAGCGGGAUGGGCUCUGUUGGAAGUACGGCUGCCAAAGAAGUGAUGCGCGAGGCAGGAGUUGAGGGACUGAAACACACAGCUGGCGCGUUUGUUGCAGGACAAGUAACUGGUGGGACGUUUGCUGCAGCACCAAAAACUUUGGCUGACCAAGCAAGGCAGCAACAAAAAGAAAACCAAUCUGAGUCCAAAAAGGAAGCCAUUCCAGUGGCAAUGGGGAGUGCCAUGCUCGACAUGUCACAACUGGAAGAACAGCAACAAGAUCAAUCCAUCAAUACGGCUGAUCUACAACGAUUGCGGGAGAUUCAAGAUGAAGUACGCGAAUUGCACAAAACUAUUCGGGAUGCCGAGAUGGAACUUGAACAACUUGAUCGUCAAAUUGAAACACUUCGCGAAGAACAGCAAAAAGCUGAGCAGGAGUUGAAUGAGCUCAUCACUGAACUCCAGCAGCUCACGCAGCAAGUCCAACGCAUCCAAGAAGAACUACAAAAGUUGCGAGACGCCGAACAUCGACUUGCUGUCGAACGUGAUCAGCUUCAAGCGACCCUCACUCAACAUCAACAAGCGCUCGAACAGGAAAAGAUGAAAGUACGCGAAAUCGAAAAUCAAAUGCAAAUACUCGAAAACGAAAAACGACUCAUCGAACAACAACGACAAGAACUCGCCGAAGCGCUGCGCACCGCUGAAAACGAACAGCAAGAGAUCAAUCAACAAAUAGCUAAGCUUGAAUCCGAACAAGCACAACUCGAACAACAGAUCAAUGCACUUCGCCAAGAGCUCGCUCAACUUCAACAAACAAUCCAACAACUCACUCAACAAAUCCAACAAGCUCAACAAGAAAUCGCUCGAAUUGAGCAAGAGAUCGCCGAACAAACGGCCAAAACGCAAGAACUAGAAGCAGCUAUACAACAAAUCGAAGCCGAAGUAGCUCGUAUUCAAGAAAAUAUUCGACAUGUCGAACAACUUCUUGCCGAAAAGGACGUACAACAGAAGGAUAUCGAACAGGAAAUUCAGCAAAAGGCUGAAGAAAAACAAACGGUCGAGAAGGAAUUGCAAGCAGCCGAAGAAGCGCUCAGAACAUUGCAAACUGAAUUAGAAACAGUCAAAGCUGAACUAGCAAAUCAGCGAGAAAAACUGGCUGAGGCCCAAAGACAAGUAGCCGAAUGUGAAGCAAAACUGCAGCAAGCCGAACAAGAACUUACUCAGACCAAACAAGGCGUCGAACAAGCUGAACAGGAAGUCACACGUGCGAAAGAAGAAGUCGAAAAGAUUACGCAAAAUGUUCAGGCUAAGCAGCAAGAACUGACCGAAGCUACGAAUGAAAAAAAUCGUCUCGAUCAAUUGCUUGCUGAAAAAGAAAAGGAACUUCAACAGCUCAUCGAAAAUACACAACGGCUGGAGCAGGAAGUGACCAAUUGCAAAACAGAACUCGAUGCUGCUAUUCAAUUGCUUAAUCAAAACAUCGAAACACUUCGGAAAGAAGAGGAAGCUGAACUUCAGAAACAAAAAGAGGUCGAAGAUCAAGAAAAUGCGCUGAAUGAAGCACAGAAUGAGGCUGAUAAGGCUGAACAAGAAGAAAGUCAAACAAAACGAGAAUAUGAUGAAGCCAUGCGUGAAGAACAAAAUGCUCGAAACCAACUGGAAGAGGCUAAAAUAAUACUCCAAAAAGCCGAAGCUGUAUUACAAGCAGCUCAGAUAGCUGCCGAAGCGGCUGCUACUCUCAAUAACAUGAAGAUCGAUAGUAAUGCCACGGCGAAUGUUGGUGCCGCUGAAGCAGCUGUAACGCAGGCUCGAGCAUCACUCAGUGACAAGGAAGGCAACUUAUCGAAUGCAACCACCAAGCGAGAAAACACAUAUACUUCGUAUCAAACAGCUAUCUCUAAGAAUAGCGCUGCUAAGGCGAAACUAGCUACCAAGAAGAGCGAAUUGGAAACGAAGCGGAACGAAUUGAAACAACAAAUAGAAGUCAAAAAUAGCGCCAAACAACACGUAGAACGACAACAAGGCAUUGCCAAAGAUCUUACAACCAAACAUACUGAUCUCACUACAAAACUCGCAACGGCCAAGGAUGAACAAACGGCCAAGACAAAUGAUGUCAAUGAUCAUCGAGCUCAAGUACAGAAACAGGUAGAUCGACUGCAAACGCUUACUGGCGAGUUGAAAACAAUAAAAGAUCAGCUUAACAACGCUCAACAGAAUCUGACCAAGGCAGAACAAGUAAGAACUGAAGCAACAGAAAAAAUGCAAGCAGCUGAAGCUAAAGUUACGACGAUGAAAGCAGAAUUGGAUGGAAAGAACGUAGCAUAUCGUGAGGCAGAAUCCACAGUAAAACAAAAAGAACAAGAAGUCGAGAAGAAACAAAAUGAGCUCACCACUCAACAGACUACUGUCUCAACUGCUAAACAGUGUAUAGCAACUUUGGAGUCAGAAUUGGCCCAACGAAAAAUGAGGAAAGACGAAUUAGACAGAGAAAAGAAAGAGCAACAGAAUCGAUUGGGUGCUGAACAAGGCAAAUGUGAAAAGCUCAAAGCCGAACAACAACAGAUCAAAUCGAAGCUUGAAGCAGCUCAGCAGCAAAAGCAACAAUUGAGCAAACAACAACAAGACUUCCAACGACAAUUAGAAAGCCAACAAGAAACUAUGAACAGAAAGAAUAUUGAGAUACAAAAUACCGAAGGAAAAAUGCAACAGAAACAUCAAGAACUUGCAAAGAAGAACCAGGAGCGUGAUCAGCGUAAAGCUCAAGUCCAGCAGGUCAAAGAAAAGAUUAUGAAGAAUGGAAGAGAUUUACAAGAAAAAGACGCUGCUAUUGGACAAAUGAGAAGAAAAGCACAAGAACAGACGAAUGCCAAACAAGUGAGUGUCGAUUGCUUCGUAAAAGGAUUCAAACACUCAAAAUCAGAUGAUCUCAUUCUAACAAUGCCUAUUAAACUGAAACCAUAUCUGAGCGAGCUGCAUCUUUUUGUUCCGCACUAA